Striga hermonthica is the source of this 369-nucleotide messenger RNA. The record is from the annotation of a GenBank genome assembly. NCBI's taxonomy places the organism in Eukaryota, Viridiplantae, Streptophyta, Magnoliopsida, Lamiales, Orobanchaceae.
AUGGCGUACGCAGCGAUGAAGCCAACGAAGCCGGGUUUGGAAGAGACUCAAGAGCUCGAGCAUAGGAUUCGUAUUACUCUCUCUUCUAAGAAUGUCAAGAAUCUUGAGAAAGUAUGUGCCGACUUGGUACGUGGUGCCAAGGACAAAAGGCUUAGGGUCAAAGGACCGGUGAGAAUGCCGACUAAGGUUCUUAAUAUCACUACUAGGAAAUCCCCCUGUGGUGAAGGUACGAAUACCUGGGACCGAUUUGAGCUUAGAGUACACAAGCGAGUCAUUGAUCUUUUCAGUUCCCCAGAGGUUGUGAAGCAGAUAACUUCGAUCACCAUAGAACCUGGCGUGGAGGUUGAGGUUACCAUAGCCGAUUCUUAA